Molecule: messenger RNA, 2867 nt
Organism: Branchiostoma floridae (Florida lancelet)
Lineage: Eukaryota; Metazoa; Chordata; Leptocardii; Amphioxiformes; Branchiostomatidae
Product: glutamate receptor ionotropic, kainate 3-like
Exons: 16
Coding region: 447-2810 (787 amino acids)
Biological process (GO): monoatomic ion transport
Cellular component (GO): plasma membrane
Molecular function (GO): glutamate-gated receptor activity
Source: RefSeq, a predicted model, not a curated record
UACACACGUGACGCGAGGCGUCGGCUGGCCGGAUUCUGCAGCGCGCCGUUGUUGCAUCAAGCUCGUCUCUCUGGCUGAUACCUCGCUCCUCGGACCAGUUAGCCACGGCAAAUAUUGAAACCUCUCCUACAGCUUGGGAAACGAUUUGAGGCACCUUAUGACAGUCUGCACAGUCACCGUAAAACUGCCACUCCGGGGGAUGAUAGCGCAGAUAAGGCUGGGGCUGACCAAAUGACUGGUGACGGAUCCGGGAUAUCGACAUAGCCACAGGCCCAUCGUCAGUCGCAAUCGACGUCAUUGACUUUGGCACGAUCGAGGAUCGCGGUCCGAGAGAAGAAGAGAUAUAUAUCUAUAGUUUGGGACUAAUCGUGCGGAAAUUUAGCGAUAUCCGGGAGGCUAUGAUUCAAGAAUUGUGACGGUUCUCCAGACGGAAUACCUGUGCCAACAUGAUGUUACUGAGGUGGAUCCCCGUCUGGUUCCUGGGCGCCUGCUUACUUCUGUGCCCACUGCUCGCUCAGGAAUCGAGGAGAGUGAAAAUAGCUGCUCUGAUAGCUGACGCCGAGGUUUACACGGCGGAGCGAACUGCCCUGGAGCUGGCUGUGCAGUAUGUCAACCUGAACAACAUCAUUCCCAACACCACCCUGGAGUGUACCAUCAACACCACCAAGGAGCUCGCGUUCUUCGAGAUGGUCCUGCAAGCGUGUAACCAGUCGGCGAGCGGAGUGCACGCCAUUAUCGGUCCCGUGGGCUCGUCUGCUGUCAAGGCUGUCAGCUUGGUCAGUGGAGCGGUUCAGAUCCCACAGAUCGCCCCGGUGGCUACAGACCCCAUGCUGGCUAACCCUCAGACCUACCCCUUCCUGGUGCGUCUGUCGGCCACAGACACCGUGCAGAGCAGGGUCAUAGCUGACGUCGUAGACCACUUCGGCUGGCAGCAGAUGAGCAUUCUCACGUCCUCAGACGACUACGGUACCCACGGCUUUAUCGAGUUUGAGAGGAUAGCGGGAGUAAACGGAUGGCUCAUCAGGACAGUCCAGAGCUUCGACCCAACAGACGAUCCCCGCCGCAUCCGGGUACGCAGGCAGCUCCAGGCCAUCAAAGCCGCAGGAGCUCGUAUUGUGCUGCUGAACUGCCUGGCCUCCUUUGGUCUGGAGGUGUUACGUCAGGCAGGUGACAUGGGUCUGACGGGGGUCGGCUGGGCCUGGAUCGUCACCGAUGGUGUCACCGGCAUGACGAGUUUCAGGAAAAAUGAGACCGUUCCUCGCCACCUGCUGGGCCUGCUGGGAGUGAAGCCGGUGGAAGAUAAGGGGGAGCUGUUCGGCGACUUCAUGAAGCUGUGGUCGUCUGUAGACAGCAACAGGUACCCCGGAGCUGGCGUGUGGGACAUAGAGGCGUAUCCUGCUAAGUUUGUGGACGCCGUGCUCCUGUUCGCCUUUGCCUACCGCGAUCUCCUGCGUGCCGGACAGAGCGUGACCGGGGCGUCUGUGCAGUGUAACAAGUUUCCUUCACAGACAUGGAAGCACGGCGACACCAUGCUGCAGUACCUACGAAAGGUGUCUGAGGAGGGAAUCUCCAGUAAGAUUCUGUUCAGCGAGGACGGGACGCCAACUCAAGUGGAGUUCGAUAUCGUCAAUCUGCAGACAAAUGGAUGGCAGCGAGUGGGGUCGUGGAACGAUACGGACGGACUGACCAUAGACAACAGCGUGACCAGCUUCAUGGGCGGCGGACAGGUGGAGUUGAUGGACGACUACGUCAGUGACCUGCGGAACAGGACCCUCCGUAUCGUUACACACCGGGACAUCCCGUUCGUCAUGAAGAAUAUGAACGACUCUGAAGGGAAUCCGCUUCACGGCAACGAUCAGUACUCAGGACUGUGUAUAGACCUUCUGAAGUGGCUCUCGGAUCAGCUCGGCUUCCAGUACCGACUGUACCACGUGGCUGACGACAAGUUCGGCAACAAGGACCGGACGACGGGCCGCUGGAAUGGCGUCAUAGGAGACCUGGUGUACAAGAAAGCAGACAUGGCAGUGACAGACCUGACCAUCACGGCAGAGCGGGAGGAGGAUGUGGACUUCACCCUGCCGUACAUUGAGGCCGGCUCCACUUUCAUCAUGAGGAAGAAGGCCCGGGCAGAGUACAACAUCAUGAACUUCUCCCGCCCUUUCCAGCCCGAGCUGUGGGCUCUGGUGUUCAUCACCACACUGGCGGUGGCCAUCAUCCAGUCAGUCAUCAACAAACUCAGCCCGUACAGUGGCAUCCCAAUGGACGAGGACAGUAGCGGGUCAGGAGACUUGGACGAGGAAUCGCCCUACACAUUCGCAGAGUCCCUGUGGCACUCCUUCGCAGCUCUCAUCCAGCAGGGACCGGAGUUCUUCCCACGAGCUCCGUCAGGCCGCAUCACGUCGAUAUUCUGGGGCAUGGGUAUCCUGAUCGUGAUCGCCACCUACACCGCCAACCUGGCUGCCUUCCUGACCAUCAGCCGCCUGGAGACCACCAUAGAGUCUGUGGAGGAUCUGGCCGCACAGAACGAGAUCGUCUACGGCGUCCAGCGGGACUCGGCCACACAAAGCUUCUUCGACGAGUCGAACAUCGAACCCUUCAAGACGAUGGCGGCGGUCAUGCGGGCACGUGACUCCUACGUGGAGAGCAUGGCUGAAGGCAUCAGGAAGGCGAAGACAGAGAACUACGCGUACAUCAGCGAUAACGUUCUACUGGACUAUCAGGCCAACCGAGAUUGCACCUUGCGAACUGUUGGACGUCUGUUCAAGAAGAGCGGGUUGGCAUCGCCUUGCCGAAGUAUCGCCUUACACUGAAGUCUUCUCCAAGAAGAUCUUUCAGCCAGGGAGUCAGGCUUCCUCGACGUCCUCAUC